CUUAUAGCCACUGGACGGACAAUGUGUGGAUUUCAUGGACAAUGGAAGCACAGUAGGAGAUCACAACACCACGAUCAUGGCUGGCAGCUUGUCGGUGAAGCGCUACUUCACCUUUGCCACGGGCCUGGUGGAGUGCCUGGGCUUUGCUGGAGCGGUCUUUGGCUGGGCUUCACUCGUCUUCGUGCUGAAAGAGGAUGGCUACUUCAGCUCGCUGUGUGUCAACUCCACAGGGGCCAACGCAACACAGAUCCUAGAUUGCAGCAGACAAGAUGAGCAAUUCUCUCUCAUUUUCACCAUCGCCUCGUUUAUGAAUAAUUUCAUGACAAUGCCCAACGGUUUCAUCUUCGACCGCUAUGGCACUACGGUGGCUCGUCUCGUUGGCAUAUUUCUUUACACAGCAGGAACCUUGAUGGUGGCUUUCUCAAGUUCAGCUGUUCCAAACCUGCUCUUCCCAGCCCUUUGCUUCUUGGCUAUGGGUGGUAUUUUGCUCCUGAUCACCAACAUGCAGGUUGGCAACUUAUUUGGCUCUCACCGAUCCACCAUCAUCACCCUUUACAACGGGGCCUUUGAUUCUUCCUCAGCCCUCUUCCUCAUCAUCAAGCUGGUGCACGAGUCCGGCGUCUCUCUUCGUGCCGCCUUCCUCUUCCUGUCCGCCUGCAGCGUCAUUCACCUGCUCAGGACCUUCUUCCUGCUGCCAAGGAAAUUCAUCCCUUACCCUGUGCCCGAUCACUACACCUAUGGAUUAACCUGCGGUAAAUCAGAGGCUCUGAGCUCGGAGGAGUCCGCGACUGACAAUGCUCAGACGGCGGUGGACGAAACGCCCCUCAACAAAGACGCAACUGUGACACAAGUGAAGACUUUCCGUCAGUGUGUGCUCUCCAGGUUCUUUGUGCUUCACCUGCUUUGGUUGUCGGUGAUGCAGCUCAGACACUACCUGUUCAUCGGCACCCUCAACCCCAUGCUGCAGAGGCUGAGCGGCGGAGAAGCCUCACUGGUGAGUCAGUACAUCAAUGCCUUCGCCAUCACCCAGCUGUGUGGGGUGCUGUGCGCUCCCUGGAACGGCCUCAUCAUGGACCGACACAAAGGCAAACCCCGAGCUGCAGGAGAGACAGAGCAGGAGGCAGACUUGCGGGCCUCGGUGCUGUCCCUCUUCCUGACGGCGCUGCAGUGUGUCUUGUUCUCGCUUUGUGCCUCCACCCCCUACCUGCCCCUCCAGUACCUCACCUUCAUCCUGCAGGUGCUUAACCGCUCCUUCCUCUACGGUGGGAAUGCAGCCUUCAUCAACUUGGCGUUCCCUUCCUGCCACUUUGGGAAGCUCUAUGGUAUGGUCAUGGGCCUGUCGGCAGUGUUUUCAUUGCUGCAGUAUCCCUGCUUUGCUCUGGUGAAAGGCGCGCUGCAUGGAGAUCCUUUAUAUGUGAACGUCGGCCUGACGGUGCUCAGUCUGCUGGCCUUCGUCCAUCCUCUCUCCGUCUACCUGCACUGUCGGCGGACUUCCAGAAACAAAGCUGCCGCUGCCUCCUCGUGAAGUCUGUAAAACGAAAAUGAUGACUUGCGC
This is a messenger RNA of Salarias fasciatus (jewelled blenny), 1555 nucleotides long. RefSeq names its product solute carrier family 43 member 3b (gene slc43a3b). NCBI's taxonomy places the organism in Eukaryota, Metazoa, Chordata, Actinopteri, Blenniiformes, Blenniidae. Gene Ontology annotation, biological process: transmembrane transport. The record is from RefSeq and is a predicted model, not a curated record. Gene Ontology annotation, molecular function: transmembrane transporter activity. Bases 35 to 1525 code for a protein of 496 amino acids. The transcript has 13 exons.